This is a messenger RNA of Alternaria rosae, 2755 nucleotides long. RefSeq lists its product as uncharacterized. Bases 104 to 2269 code for a protein of 721 amino acids. NCBI's taxonomy places the organism in Eukaryota, Fungi, Ascomycota, Dothideomycetes, Pleosporales, Pleosporaceae. The record is from RefSeq and is a predicted model, not a curated record. The transcript is spliced from 3 exons.
CAACGCACCCCAACAACGCAGCCAUCCCAACACACCCACGCAGUUGCAUCGGUCAUCAGAUCAUCCACUGCUUACUGGCAAUUGCAUCGCAACUGCCUCCACCAUGUCAGCUACUACACGGCGCUCAACGCGUCGCACUGCAGCGACAGCGGCCACCGAGUCCUCGCAGCCCGCGUCCAGACAAAGCUCACAGUCGGCAUCGCCUGCGCCAGAGCCUAUCCCCAAGAAGAAGCCCGGCCGCAAGCCCAAGGCUGCCUCCGCCAGAGUCGAGUCGCAGACCGUGACAGAGUCGCAGCAGACAGUUACCAAGGGUCGCGCUACGUCACGCGCAAACGCCGCCUCCGCCGUCACCACAACAACCACUACAUCAUCAACAACCAAAACCGCGACGCAAGCGCCUGUUGUCGCUAAGAAGCUCACCCGAGCCGGCCGUCAGGCGCUAAAAGAAGCGGGUGUAGAGGCUUCACCACAGCGCAGUCUGGAACAGACGAAGCCCGUCAAGCAAGGACGCGGCACAGCCCGCCAGAAAGUCACCAGUGAGAAACGAAAGGCCGUGGCCGCAAAGCUGGCGGCGGCCAAGGCUGUCGAGAGCGCCGAAGACGAGGCAGAAGCCGAGAAUGAAGAUGGCAUGGGCCCCUUCUUUACAAAAAAAUUCGACAGUGAACUAGUAGCAAUCAGCGAGUCAUCUCCGGCACACGGUGUGUUCGUGAAUGGCAAUGAGGAAGCCCUUGCGCUCCUCCACAAGAUCGAGAGCUCUGCCAAAGAGACCAGGCGCAUUGAGCCCUCAAGCCAUGACAGUGAAACGUUCUCAGACAAUGACGUCGCCAUGGAACCUUCACCACAACAGCCGUCUGCUAAGAGAACCUUCGAGGAUGUCACAGCAACGCCCAACCGCCCCGUCGCAACACCAUCCAACAUCUUCAGCAGGUCAUUCUCUGCUAUCAAAUCCCGACUUUUCUCCUCGACACCCAAGCCCCCACCAACCCCCGAAGUCGCGUCGCCCACCGUUACGAAGCCUCUACCACCCCAGAACACGAUCACCGAGACCCUCUCUCUUCCUCCUACACCUGUUGGCGAGCGCGUCAAGACGCCAAACAAGAGGCGUGCGCCCAUGAACACACUAUUGAAACUUCUGCUCAAGGGCGUCGACCGUAAGGACAGGCACAAGGCAGAGGACUGGGCCAAGCAGGUCAUUCCUGAAUUGAAGAACGACCCUGCCUUCAUCGAAAAGCGCGCGCGCCUCCAGAAAGAUGUUCUAUGCAAGGAGCUAUCGAAUUUCCCUUCAGCUAAGCCUUGGGAGACGGGCUUCGGUGACCCACUCGGUGAUCUGGACGAUGAGGAUGUCGUACCAGUCUGGGCUGUCUACCUUGAUAUCGUGGCCGAAGAAGAAGAGCACACUGCUAAGAAGCACAAGAAGACUCACGAAUUCACCAUGGGCGACGACGAAGUCCCCACCAUUGACGAGCAGUUCGCUGCUAGCAACAACGCGCGCACUUCCCCGAAGCUCUACAACAGCCAUGGCCAAUCCUCUUCACUCCGUGACUUCCACCCUCGUCGCUCAAUCGACCCGUCACCCAUGUUCAGCAACUCCAUCUCACACAACACUGGCGGUAACAUCUUUAGCGAACUACAAGGACACGACACUGCGGCACAGAUCCGUGAGAACGAUCGUGAGGUCCUGAAAAGCGCGACCAAGGAGACUACACACACCCACAACCCGGGCAUGGGCUCCUUCAGCGUCCCCGAUGAUGAUUCUGAUGAAGAGGACUCGACAAUGGGCAGCGAGACCGCUGACGCUGAAGCUACUCCCAUCUGGACGCAACCACCGCCACCAGCACCUGUUCCUGCGCAUGUGCCCCUGCCAGGCGGAUCUACGGAUGAAGCGCCUGAUGUGCCCGAAGCGCCCCCGACCCCUACCCGCCAGCAGCCGGGAGAUGAGAUUGAGCGCCAGCGCCAGAGACUCAUGAAGCACACACCUGCUAAGCCUUCACGUCUUCGCGAGGCAACCUACCCAUCACCAAGCAUUCUAUCGGAAGCUGGUAACGUUUCACUGUUUGCCGCCACUCCCGCACAGAUGGCAACUUCUGCAACGUCCAUGUUCGACGAUAUGCCAGGAGCCGAGAUUAUUGAACUUGACGACGAAUGCCAGGCUGAAUUCGACGACAUCGUCAACAGCCAAGAGUAUCAGCAGAAGUUUAGUGUUGAAUGGCAAACGCCCACCCUCACCUACGAGUCAGAUGAGGAGGAGCCGAGCCCUACCUCUUCGUAAAAAUUGUUCACUCUGCAUUGUUCCGGCGUUUCUCAUCUUCAUACGAAUCCAAAUUGAUCGACCGGAAUCAGAUUCAUUGCCUAUGGGCUCUUUUCUCCAUUAUAUUGUUCUUUUCCGUGUUUGCAUAGCUAUGCGUUGGUUUCUUCAAGUACAGAACCUCUCGUGGGUUGAAGAUGCAUUUCUUGUUGGCGUUCUCCAGGGGCAUAAAGACGGAUGAUUGACGAAAGCUGUAUACCCCUCGGCCGUUGAAUGGUCGAACACUAGGCGCACGUUUUAGCCUAGUAACUGCGUUGGUUUCUUUUUCACAUACUUGCUUGUUUGAAUAGCUUUAAUAUCGAUCAAGAGACUUUAAAAUCUUGAGUAUCCUCACCAGUAAACCGAUGAGGGCAGUCACAUCUGAUAAUGUGAGCUGAUAAAUAAGAGACACAGGAAGGAGUUUCAAAAGCCAGAGCCUUCGAACAUUAACCUAAGACCAACGCUGGAGAC